This is a messenger RNA of Phycomyces blakesleeanus NRRL 1555(-), 846 nucleotides long. RefSeq names its product GATA-type zinc finger transcription factor. The record is from RefSeq and is a predicted model, not a curated record. NCBI's taxonomy places the organism in Eukaryota, Fungi, Mucoromycota, Mucoromycetes, Mucorales, Phycomycetaceae. Gene Ontology annotation, biological process: regulation of DNA-templated transcription. Gene Ontology annotation, molecular function: sequence-specific DNA binding; zinc ion binding. Bases 1 to 846 code for a protein of 281 amino acids. The transcript has 6 exons.
AUGAACAUCUCAGAGUUAUGCCAGAAAUCGCCAGAAGAAGAUCCAUGUCAAUCCCCAACAUCCAAUGAGGUUGACAUGGGCUAUUUUGCAAAUUCUAGUCCAAUAUCUUUACAAAACACACCUGGAUCAGAAGAAUCCGAUUCAUUGAUUCAAUCACAACCAUCACCAAACUAUCAGCCUCCAUCAUCAACAACAUUCUCGGCUGUAAUAUCACCCCGCUUAGAAAACCUCGAUAAUCCAGACGACCGCGAAGCUCAGACGCCUUUGGAACCAGGGGAUUUAAAAGAGGUGAUUGACAAAUGCUUCACGUUGUGUCAAGAUAUGGCUCGCCUAAAGUAUGAGAGUAACAGACUUUCCCAAGAAGGUCGAGACGCCUUUUUUGACUUUAUUUCCAAGGGUGCCAAUGAUAUUCUGGAAUCUCUUCAGGUUAUAGAAGGCAGAUCAACUUCAAAGACAAACUUUACUGACACAUUUAUGGGAUCAGAAAGAAAGGCUGACGAAACAGAAUAUGAUCUGAUACGCCAGGCACGAAAUGUCCAAGAUAAUUCUCAUACAAAAUAUCGAAGACGAAGUAAACGAAGCAUGGUUGGCCAAAGAUGUCACUCGUGUAAUACCACCAAUACACCUGAAUGGCGUCGAGGCCCAGACGGUGCACGAACACUAUGUAAUGCAUGCGGUCUACAUUAUUCAAAGCUUUUACGGAAAGGAUCUCUUACAGUCCAGUCAUCACAUUGUAUCGGCCCAUCCCCUUAUGCCUCUUCAUAUCUGCAAUCUUCCACACGCUUUUCUGAAAUUCAGAUGCCCGAACAAUACUUUGGGAAUAUCAAUAGACCAGUUGAUCAUUAA